Molecule: messenger RNA, 468 nt
Organism: Clavispora lusitaniae ATCC 42720
Lineage: Eukaryota; Fungi; Ascomycota; Pichiomycetes; Serinales; Metschnikowiaceae
Source: RefSeq, a predicted model, not a curated record
AUGCCACACGCAGAAACGAGAAAAAAGAAACGAGAAAGGGAAGAAAAAAAAGCAAAAAAAGCAAAAAAAAACAGAAUAACAAGAAAUAAACUGUUGCCAAUGUAUUCUGGCUGCCUCUGCGCCCAGCUCAAUCCGUCGUGUCCGGCCCCGCACCUACAUCUAUACCCAGUUGGAGUAGGCAAAACAGUCAAGAGCGCGCACCGCCAAGGCCUUGGGCCUGCACAUGGCACGAGAAAUCUCGUCCUGCACUGGUUGCGGCAACGUCCGGAGAAGACAAAGCGUGGGGCCAGAACAACCGCGCGCAAAUGCACGCUGCGAGCUUUCCGAGGGCAACGCGCGUCGGCGCCUGCGCGGACCGCCCCCUGCGGUGCAGGAUGCCCGUCGUGCUUGUAUAAAAAAACAUCGCCGGCCGCAUCCUUGUUUCACCUCCAAGGUUAUUCUUCUACAGUCGUUCCUUUCCCUCCCUAG